Messenger RNA from Sceloporus undulatus (fence lizard), 3814 nucleotides. It is a transcript of the gene MYBPC2, whose product is annotated as myosin binding protein C2. The transcript is spliced from 30 exons. Lineage: Eukaryota; Metazoa; Chordata; Lepidosauria; Squamata; Phrynosomatidae. The record is from RefSeq and is a predicted model, not a curated record. Gene Ontology annotation, molecular function: protein binding. Bases 100 to 3552 code for a protein of 1150 amino acids.
CCUUUGCUGGGUCUUUAAAGCGACUUGGCCAAGUGCAUUCUCCAGGGAGAACCGAAACACGGACAGGGACGGAGGCAUCUCUACCCAGUGAUUUUAGCCAUGCCUGAACCCGCCAAACCUGCGGCAAAGAAGAAAGAAGUGAAGAAAAAGGAAGAGAAGAAAGAGGAGAAAAAAGAGGAGAAGAAGGAAGAACCAAAAGCAGCUACUCCGGCAGAGCAGGGAGAAGGGGGUACCGAUGAGCAGAAAGGGGAGCCCUCCACUCAGUCCGACGGACUCUUCAUUAAGAAGCCAGAAAGUGUGUUAAUCGAGAGUGGGAAGGAUGUGUGCAUCUCCAUGCAAGUGGAUGGGAAACAGCUCCCCUGCAAACCCACAAUCAAAUGGUUCAAGGGGAAAUGGCUGGAGCUUGGAAUUAAGAGUGGGCUGCGGUUCCAGUUCAAGGACAGCUUUGACAAGGAGAACAAUAUCUAUUCCUAUGAAAUAAGAAUUGGCAAAGUGGUUGUUGGAGACAGGGGUGACUAUCGCUGUGAGGUGACAGCCAAGGACAAGUUUGACAGCUGCACCUUUAACAUUGAUGUGGAAGCACCAAGAACAGAUGAAAGUGGCAAUGUGCUGCAAGCUUUCAAACGGACAGGGGAAGGCAAAGAUGAUGUUGCUGGAGAGCUGGACUUUAGCGGAUUGCUAAAGAAGAGAGAGGUCCAGCAGGUAGAAGAGGAGAAGAAGAAGAAAAAGAAGGAUGAUGACGAUGAUAUGGGCAUCCCACCAGAGAUCUGGGAACUGCUGAAAGGCGUGACCAAGAAAAGCGAGUAUGAGCGCAUUGCCUUUGAGUAUGGUGUCACUGACCUGCGUGGUAUGCUCAAAAGGCUCAAGAAGGCCAAAGUCGAAGUCAAGAAGAGUGAAGCCUUCAUUAAGAAACUGGACCCUGCCUACCAAGUUGACAAGGGCCAGAAAAUCAAGAUGUACGUGGAGCUGAGUGACCCAGACCUGAAAAUCAAAUGGAUGAAAAAUGGACAAAUGAUCAAGCCCAGUGGCAAAUACAUCUUUGAGAAUGUUGGCAAGAAACGCAUCCUGACCAUCACCAAGACAACACUGGCUGAUGAUGCAGCCUAUGAAUGUGUUUGUGGGGAUGAGAGAUGCUUUACAGAGGUCUUUGUCAAAGAGCCUCCUGUCCUGAUCAUGAGUGGCCUAGAUGAUCAACAGGUGGUAGUAGGAGAUAAAGUAGAAAUGGAAGUAGAAGUGUCUGAAGAGGGAGCCCAAGUGAUCUGGAUGAAGGAUGGUGUAGAGCUGACUCGUGAAGAGACUUUCAAGUACCGCUUCAAGAAAGAUGGGAAAAAGCACAUUCUCAUAAUCAAUGAGGCUACAAAGGAGGAUGCUGGGCGCUACCAGAUCAUGACCAAUGGUGGCCAGUCAGAAGCAGACCUUGUUGUUGAAGACAAACAGCUUGAGGUACUUCAGGAUAUUGCUGAUCUUACCGUCAAAGCUGCUGAGCAGGCUGUCUUCAGGUGUGAAGUGUCAGAUGAAAAAGUGACUGGCAAAUGGUACAAGAAUGGAGUUGAGGUGCGGCCCAGCAAACGCAUUACUAUUUCUCACAAGGGCAGGUACCACAAGCUUGUCAUUGAUGAUGUGAGACCAGAAGAUGAGGGAGACUACACCUUUGUCCCUGAUGGAUAUGCUCUUUCACUGUCAGCCAAACUCAACUUCCUGGAAAUCAAGAUUGAAUAUGUCCCUAAACAAGAGCCUCCCAAAAUCCACUUGGACUGUGGAUCAGGGAAAACAAAUGAAAACACAAUUGUGGUAGUUGCUGGGAACAAGCUGCGCCUGGAUGUUUCCAUUACUGGAGAACCACUUCCAGUGGCCACCUGGAUGAAGGGUGAAGAGGUCUUUGCAGAGAAAGAGGGCCGGGUUCGUAUAGAGGAACGGAAUGAGCUGAGCAGUUUUGUGAUAGAGAGUGCUGAGCGUUCAGAUGAAGGGAGUUACACCAUCAAGGUGACCAAUCCGGUGGGAGAGGAUGUAGCCUCCCUCAUUGUCAAGGUGGUGGAUGUCCCUGAUCCUCCUGAUGCUGUGCGUAUCACCUCCGUCGGUGAAGAUUGGGCCAUUUUGGUGUGGGACCCACCAAAAUAUGAUGGUGGCAUGCCUGUGACCGGAUACCUGAUGGAACGCAAAAAGAAGGGAAGCAUGCGCUGGAUGAAACUCAAUUUUGAAGUGUUCACUGAAACCACCUAUGAGUCCACCAAGAUGAUUGAGGGAGUGCUGUAUGAGAUGCGUGUCUUUGCAGUCAAUUCCAUUGGAGUCUCCCAGCCCAGCCAAAAUACCAAACCUUUCAUGCCAAUUGCUCCUACCAGUGAGCCACUGCAUCUCACCUUGGAGGAUGUGACCGACACUACAGCUACCCUGAAAUGGCGUGCUCCAGACCGGAUUGGAGCAGGAGGCAUUGAUGGCUACCUCAUUGAGUAUUGCAAGGAAGGAACUGAUGAAUGGAUACCUUGCAACACAGAAUUGGUGGAACGCUGUGGCUUUACCGCUAAGGAUCUUCCGACAGGAGAGAAGCUUUUCUUCCGGGUUGUGGCAGUCAAUAUCGCUGGCAAGAGUCCACCAGCCACCUUUGCACAGCCUGUCACCAUUCGGGAAAUUGUCCAACAGCCCAAGAUCCGUUUGCCUCGUCACCUCCGACAGACAUAUAUCCGAAAAGUCGGGGAACAAAUCAAUUUGGUGAUCCCAUUCCAGGGUAAACCCCGUCCCAUUGUCACCUGGUCAAAGGAUGGGCAGCCUCUGAACCCCCAAGAGAUCCAUGUCCGCACCUCAGAUUUAGACACCAUCCUCUUCAUCCGCAAAGCUGAACGACACCACUCAGGCACCUAUGAGCUCAAAGUUCAAAUUGAGAAUAUGGAGGACAAGGCUGCCAUCAAGAUUCGAGUUGUAGAGAAACCUGGUCCAGCACAUAAUGUGAUGGUGAAAGAAGUGUGGGGUUUCAAUGCCUUAAUAGAAUGGGAACCUCCCAAGGAUAAUGGGAAUUCAGAGAUCACUGGCUACUCAAUCCAAAAAGCUGACAAGAAGACGAUGGAAUGGUUCACUGUAUAUGAGCACAAUCGCCUUACCCGCUGCACAGUGUCUGACCUCAUCAUGGGCAAUGAAUAUUACUUCAGAGUGUACAGCGAGAACAUCUGUGGACUUAGUGAGGCCCCUGGGGUCUCUAAAAAUACUGCCCAUAUUCAGAAAACUGGAAUAAUCUGUAAACGAUUAAACUACAAGGAACAUGACUUCAGCAUGGCACCUAUAUUCCUGACACCACUGGUAGACCGCACAGUAGUGGCUGGAUAUACCACGGCCCUUAACUGUGCAGUGAGAGGGCACCCCAAACCCAAGAUCAUCUGGAUGAAAAACAAAAUGGAUAUUAGUGGGGAUUCUAAGUUUUUGCAGAAAAACAGCCAGGGAGUGCUGACCCUCAACAUCCGCAAGCCAAGUCCUUUUGACAGUGCCACUUACUCCUGCAAGGCCAUCAAUGAACUAGGGGAAGCCAUUGUGGAGUGCAAGCUGGAAGUCAAAGCACCACAGUAACUGUGUUGAUAUUACUGCCAAGACUGGAAGAGCUUAUGAAAGCCCCCUUCUUUUCUCCAUGGUAUCCCUUCCCACCAUGUGCCAAAGCUAAGGGGAGAAGGCACUGAGGUGUAUGUCUCCCCUUUGCUCCCCAUUACCCAAGAAGCCACUCAUUUCAUGCGCUUGGAUAGAAGGAGUUACCACAGACCAGCCAGCCUGCUCCUGUAUCUGUCUGUGUUCCUGUCUGGUCAGUUAUUGUGUCAAUAAAGUGAACUUGAUGGGA